This is a messenger RNA of Musca vetustissima, 747 nucleotides long. Its product is annotated as histidine-rich protein PFHRP-II-like. Lineage: Eukaryota; Metazoa; Arthropoda; Insecta; Diptera; Muscidae. The transcript is spliced from 2 exons. The record is from RefSeq and is a predicted model, not a curated record. The coding region runs from base 1 to 747 and encodes 248 amino acids.
AUGAAAGUAUUCACAUGCAUUUUGGCACUGGCCGUAGCUUCUGUUCAAGGUGGAUUCUGGCCUCAAGCUGAUCAGGCUGUGGUUCAUCAUGGCGGUGAUAUUCAUCAUGGGCUUGUUGUGGACACCCAUCACGUUGAACAACAUCCCGUUUAUCAUCAUGCCGAACAGACUGCCAUUGCAGAUAUUGGUUUUGUCGACAACCAUCAUGGUGUAGUUGCCGAGGAUGUACGCAACGUGCCCGCUGUCAAGGUCAUUCAACAUGAACCUAUUCAUCAAGUUGAACCCGUUCAUCAUGUCACCAAAGUCCUUCACCAUGAACCUCAUCAUUUCUUGCACUACACCAAUCCGGUGGUCGAUCAUCAUGUCAUCCACAACAAUCACCACAUUGAUGAACAUCAUCAUGCUGCCGAUUUGCAUCACAGUGAAUUACAUCACGGUGAUGUGGCUCAUAAUGGCGAAGUUGUACAUCACGGUGAUGUUCAUCAUGCUGCUGUCCUACAUCAUGGAGAUGUUUUGCACCAUGAUGGUAUUUUGGAUCAUGCUGGUAUUGUUCAUCAUGCUGAUGUUAAUAAUCACGCUGCUGUUGUUUACCAUGCCGAUAUUCACAAACAUUCGGCUAUUGUUCAUCACGUUAAGCCUACCUAUCAUCACAGUGAUGCCGUAGUUACAAAAAUUUAUCCCUCGAAAGUUUAUGGCCAUUUCGCAAAAGAUUUUGGCAAAGUUAAAGUAAUUAAAAAACUUUAUUGA